AUGGCAGCCUCACUCGCUGGAUUGUCCGCCUCAGUGACCCGUAUCCUUUAUCUUACAGGUUUUCCCAAGGAGUUGAAGACCAAAGAUAUUCAAGCAGCAUUUUCUGACUAUGACGGCCAGAAUGGUGGCUUCAAGAUCAAGUGGAGGGAUGACACUAGCCUGUUGAUUGUGUUCCAAGAUGCUACUGUUGCCAAGCGCGCAUAUCUGCGCACCAUUGCAUUCCCUCCCCCCAUCUUGACCUCUGCAACCACAGGGGUUUCUGCCACUAUCAAACCAUACGAUGGGCCAGACGCCCAGACCGUCAUUCAGACCGUCAAUUCUCGCGGACAGCACGGACCCAGUGCCUCUCGCUCCCACAACCCCCGAGCUGCUUCCAUCUCCGUCUUCCCCAACGCCCGCAGCACGUCCGGUUCGUCGUUUAGUGGGAACACGACGAAUAACUACCGCACCAACAGCCACACCAGCACGAGUAGUGGCCAACACGUUGCCAUUCCGGAGCACCAGCACCCGAACGGCCGUGAACCGUCGCCUACCCUGCCGUCCUUGCCUAUGCAUCCUACCCUCAAUUCCUUGAUAAACUCUUCCCUCGGGGAGUCGGCUUCGGGGAUUCCUCCUGACCCGGCGAUCGUCGCGACGAGUGCGCAGAAUGAAACCACCAUCAGCCCGCCGAGGAUCGGUGAUCCUGGCAAGAGAAUGUUGGGAGCGGCGUUGGGCGUAAGGCACCCAGGGCUUGGCCCUAGAGUUCUCAACGGCAAUGGGAGUCCAGGGACCAGUCCUUCUCAGGGCGGUGGGAUUGAUCAGGCCAUGAGAGAAGCGCAGAGGGCGAUGGGCAACCUCGUCGUCGCGGAGUGA
Laccaria bicolor S238N-H82 is the source of this 852-nucleotide messenger RNA. RefSeq lists its product as uncharacterized. The transcript is spliced from 2 exons. NCBI's taxonomy places the organism in Eukaryota, Fungi, Basidiomycota, Agaricomycetes, Agaricales, Hydnangiaceae. Gene Ontology annotation, molecular function: RNA 7-methylguanosine cap binding; mRNA binding. The record is from RefSeq and is a predicted model, not a curated record. The coding region runs from base 1 to 852 and encodes 283 amino acids.